AUGAGUAGUGUCGGCGUUAGAGCUGUCGCACUGCGAACCGUUCCCGUCAUACUUCGCCACGGCGACAAGAAUGUCACGGUCAACGCGCUGCUGGACGACGGCAGCACGCAGUCUUACCUUAAUUGCGACGUUGCGGCACAGCUAGAGCUUAGCGCUCCCACACAAGAAGUGUCAGUGAGCACGCUGAACGGCCGCAUCGAGACCCUAGAGACCAUACCAGUCGACUGCCACAUCGAGAGUCUGGAUGGCAGAUUUAUCACACAGUUCUCUGCUCUGACUGCCAAGAAUGUCACCGGUAACCUUACACCUCAUGAUUGGUCGGUAGAUCAGACACGGUAUCCGCACCUCAACGGCAUUGAGUUUCCGCAAUGCCAGAAGAAGCGAGUAGAGGCGCUGAUCGGCCUUGACCACGCUAGUCUUCACAGGUGCAUGGAGGAAGUCUAUGGUGAGGCUCAUGAGCCAUUCGCACGCAAAACGCCACUCGGGUGGACAUGCGUUGGCAGGAGCACCAGACCGCAACAGACGACAAAUUUCACCCGCACGUACUUCGGAAAGGACGUCGACCUGAAUGCACUGGUGAGAAGGAUGUGGGAAGUGGAGGAACUUCCCCAGUCGUACAAAUUCUGUGCAGAUGAUCAAGCCGUUUUUGAUCAGACGGUCCAGUCGAUGACCUACAAGAACGGAAGAUACCAGGUUUCGGAGCCGUGGAUCAAGAGACCACCUCCGGACAACUACAGUCGAGAAACUGCAAUGAAGCGGCUCAUCGCAGCAGAGAGACGCCUGGCGAAGGAGCCAGACGUCGCUGAGGAAUACCGAACCGUGAUUCGCCGUCACUUAGAACAAGGGUAUAUCAGCAAGAUCAGCAACGCAAGUGAUGGCGACGGCUGGUAUCUGCCGCACUUUGCUGUUGUACGACCUGGGGCUACAUCCACAAAGGUGCGUGUGGUCUUUGAUGCAGCAGCAAAGACGAAAGGCAAGUGUCUGAAUGACUACAUCAGCACUGGGCCCAAACUACAACGGGACCUCACCGACGUUCUCCUGCGGUUUCGGCGACACCCAAACGCACUGGUAGCCGACGUGGCAGAGAUGUAUCUACAAAUCGAGUUGGAAGAGGAUUACCGGCAGUUCCAUCGAUUUCUUUGGCGAGAAGAUACGGAGGACCAACCGGCCGUUUACCAGUACAAUAGAGUGGUGUUCGGGAUCAAUGCAUCUCCAUUCUUAGCUCAACUGGUCUCGCAAGAGCAUGCGCGGCGGAACCAGGAGGAGUUUCCUAUGGCAGCAGAAACCGUGUUGAAGUCCACGUACAUGGACGAUUCAAUGGACUCGACAAAGUCAACAGAGCUAGCGAUUCAGCUGUACCACGAGCUUACGGCGCUGUGGGGUCUCGCUGGAAUGCAUGUGCGAAAAUGGAUUUCCAACAAUGUUGAGGUGCUCGCCGAAGUCCCCGAGGAGGACCGAGCCAAGGAAGUGGACAUCGCUAAUGGAAUCCUGCCGACGACCAAGACUCUCGGAGUUAAGUGGCGAGCAGAGGAAGACGAGUUCCUGAUUCAUGUCAAGCCGCCAUCACACAUUGCCACCAAGAGAGCGUUCUUGAAGAACCUAGCCACAUUGUUUGAUCCGAUCGGAUUCGUACUGCCGUUCACCAUAGUUGGUCGGAUGUUGUUCCAGAAGAUGUGGCUAGCAGGUGCUGACUGGGACGUCUCUCUGCUGCCAGAGCUAGGUGCAGAGGCGCAAAAGUGGUGUGCCGACAAGGAUGCACUCCAGGAUGUCCGAGUUCACCGGUGUCUUCAACGCGAUGAGGAGGUGGUGGAGACUCAGCUACAUGUAUUCUGCGAUGCCUCGCAAGAUGCAUAUGGAGCAGUCGCUUAUCUCUGUCAUGUGUACCAGGAUGGUACGAGGUCCAGUCGAUUCGUCAUGGCUCGAGCCAAAGUGGCGCCGUUAUCAGCUGUUAGCAUCCCCCGACUCGAGCUAAUGGGAGCAGUCAUCGGAUGUCGUCUUGGUGUGUCCGUAGCCAAGACACUCGCCAUCGCAAUGGAGAAUGUCGUGUUCUGGAGUGUCAGCAUGGAUGUCCAAGUGGUGGAAAGAGUACCCGGAUCUCAGUGUCGGUGA
Sycon ciliatum is the source of this 2109-nucleotide messenger RNA. RefSeq lists its product as uncharacterized. NCBI's taxonomy places the organism in Eukaryota, Metazoa, Porifera, Calcarea, Leucosolenida, Sycettidae. The transcript has a single exon. The record is from RefSeq and is a predicted model, not a curated record. Bases 1 to 2109 code for a protein of 702 amino acids.